UUUUAUUCGUAAAUUUAAAGCCCUAUUUUGAGUCAGACGUAUAUGUAAUUACGCUUGGUAGGAUCAAAAUGUUAUGGAAUCUUUUUUCUGUGUGUUUUUCAGGAUCUUCUUCCUAAAUUUUGCCCUAAAAGUGCGUGUCUUUCACGCGCAAUUAUAGUGCAAGGAGAUUCGGACGAUUUCGUCAUCUCGAGGCAAUUUAUGACUUUUUUGUGCUCCGAAGGUUGGACUCGGUUGAGCAGACUCAAGAUUCAUUUUCACACAGAAAAUAAAACAGGGCUCCAACGCCUCCCUUGUUUCUCGAUACGGACAAGACAUAGAACUUUUAUGAAUUUAACAGGGAAAAUUAUUCAAAGCAGAAAUCAUUGCAGUAACUGCAAUCACUACAAGCGUUUAUCAAAGAGGAAGCUUAUAAAAAGUAAACAAUCAUGGCUCUCGUCAAUGUUAACCGAAAGAACACCGACCAGUUUUACCGUUAUAAGAUGCCAAAACUCCUAGCCAAGGUUGAGGGCAAAGGGAAUGGAAUCAAAACAGUUAUUGUCAAUAUGGUGGAAAUUGCCAAAGCACUGCAGAGGCCACCUGCAUAUCCAACCAAGUACUUUGGUUGUGAACUGGGUGCACAAACCCAGAUUGACUUAAAGAAUGAACGUUACAUUGUGAAUGGAUCACAUGAUGCAGAAAAGUUGCAGGACAUUCUUGAUGGCUUUAUUGAGAAGUUUGUUUUAUGCCCAGAUUGCGACAAUCCAGAAACUGUCUUGACUGUAGAAACCCGGAGAGAAAGAAUUGGUCAGUCCUGCAAAGCUUGUGGACAUAGUGGAGUUAUCAGUAUGCAGCAUAGGUUGAUAACCUUCAUUUGCAAGAAUCCUCCAAAUGAGUCGGGAACACCUUCAAAAAAAGACACAAGCCCAACUCACAAUCCUAUGCAGCCAGGUGAAAAUGGAAUUGAAAACCCUGACUUNAGGGCUCCUUUCAUCAAGUGGCUGAAAGAGGCAGAGGAGGAAGAGUCUAGUGAUGAGGAGGAAGAAGAGGAGGUUGAAGUGGUUUACGACACCAAGGCCCAGCAGCUGAAGGCUCAUGUUGACAAUGCAGCUGCUCAUGAAGAGGAGGAUGACUUGGACAUUGAUGCUAUUUAACUGUUCCUCCAAGGUCGACUGAAGAGGGAUAAAACGUAGUUUAAUUAUUACCUACUCUUGCGGAAAAAUAACUUUAAAUUUGUUUACGUUUGAAUUUUGUGUGCUCCUUGUUGUUGUUCCCAGUGGGAACUGUGCCUUAAAAUAAGUUUGGUACUGAUUAUAAAGUAAUACGUUGACAUAGUUUUUGCAUGAAAAGAAGUGUCAUGGAAGAAGUUUAAGCAGUUCAUUGUUCACAAGAAAGGUUGCACAGAGGAUAUUUGAUUUUGCAUUGAAUUACAAAGCAUUUGUUUGUGUUUUGGAGUGUUGGGCUCAGUUAAGCUUAACAGAGGGCAAUAAAGUAAUUUAACAAAACCACCA
Molecule: messenger RNA, 1487 nt
Organism: Orbicella faveolata
Lineage: Eukaryota; Metazoa; Cnidaria; Anthozoa; Scleractinia; Merulinidae
Product: eukaryotic translation initiation factor 5-like
Biological process (GO): formation of cytoplasmic translation initiation complex; translational initiation
Cellular component (GO): cytosol
Molecular function (GO): translation initiation factor activity; GDP-dissociation inhibitor activity; eukaryotic initiation factor eIF2 binding
Source: RefSeq, a predicted model, not a curated record